Molecule: messenger RNA, 414 nt
Organism: Ceratitis capitata (Mediterranean fruit fly)
Lineage: Eukaryota; Metazoa; Arthropoda; Insecta; Diptera; Tephritidae
Exons: 2
Coding region: 1-414 (137 amino acids)
Source: RefSeq, a predicted model, not a curated record
AUGCACCAAUUACAAAGCGAUAAUCACGCUAUCGUCAUUAAUCCUGAUAAAACACCAGCUGGAGAGAAUAUUCGUAUUUUCAAUGCACCCGUUGUUGAUGACGUUGCUGGAAUCAUGGUUGGCGAUUCUACAGCUGCACGAGAAAUUGUGAUUCGUAGAAGAAAUAAUUAUCUUCAGUUCAUUGCUGACACACAUCGUUCAUAUGACGCUCUCCAAUAUCCGCUUAUAUUCUGGAAGGGACAAGACGGAUAUUGCAUAAACAUAAUAAAACGAAAGCCCGUAUCAGGAGCUGAAACAAACAAGAACGUUAGCUUAAAGGAAUAUUAUGCGUACCGAUUAAUGAUUAGACGUGGCCUGGACAACGUCAUUUUACGAUGUCGUGAGCUUUGUCAACAAUUCAUGGUCGACAUGUAA